Molecule: messenger RNA, 2076 nt
Organism: Vigna angularis (adzuki bean)
Lineage: Eukaryota; Viridiplantae; Streptophyta; Magnoliopsida; Fabales; Fabaceae
Product: protein LAZ1 homolog 1
Exons: 9
Coding region: 365-1810 (481 amino acids)
Biological process (GO): transport
Molecular function (GO): transporter activity
Source: RefSeq, a predicted model, not a curated record
GCGAUUUUUGCAACGUUGUUUUCCAACUCCGAAGGCAAAGUCGCGUUAUAUUUUGGUAAAAUGCACCAUCUUCAUUUUUCCUGGAAAAAGAAAAAGGAAAAUAAGAGUCGAGAGAACAGGAUUCCUUGCGAUCUCGUUUUGGAUUUUUCGUGUGAAUAAAAAGCAAGAACUGCAUUAAAUUGUUGGUGGAAUGUGUUAGUUCUGCAUUUACCUAUUGAAUUUGAGGAAUUGCUGUUACAUCUAGACAAGGAGGGAGGGAAACUUAGAUAAAAUAAAAGUUUCCGUGGGAGCAUAGACUCUUGUAGUGAAUCGUACAUGUGAAUGUGACCAUGUGUGAUUAGUACCAAUUACAAGUUUCUAUCGAAUGGGUUUGAUGGGGAUUUUUUGUUUUUCCAUAUUUCUUUUUAUCCCAGUUGAAUCUACUGGAAGAGAAGGGACUAUGUGGCUCCAAAACUUGGGUGAGGAGUCCAGAGGAACUGUGAGUUUGACCGUCUUCAGUGCAAGUAUAUUUGUUGUUGCUGCUCUUGUUCUCUCCAUGUAUUUAGUAUUUGAGCAUUUAGCCUCCUAUAAUCAGCCCGAGGAACAAAAGUUUUUGAUUGGUAUCAUUUUAAUGGUUCCUGUUUAUGCCUUGGAAUCAUUUUUGUCAGUUUUGGAUUCUGAUGCAGCAUUUAACAGUGAAAUUAUCCGGGAAUGCUAUGAAGCUUUUGCAUUAUACUGCUUUGAGAGAUAUUUGAUAGCUUGCUUAGGUGGUGAGGACAAAACUAUUCAAUUUAUGGAAAGUAUGAACCUAACAGACUCCAGCAUUCCUCUUCUGAAAGAAGCAUAUGCAUAUGGAGUUGUAGAGCAUCCAUUUCCCUUAAAUCUCUUCUUGAAGGAUUGGAAUCUAGGCUCCGAGUUCUAUCAAUCUGUGAAAAUUGGCAUUGUACAAUAUAUGAUAUUGAAGAUGAUAUGUGCAGUACUGGCAACAAUUCUCCAAUCUUUUGGGGUUUAUGGAGAGGGGAAGUUUGAAUGGAAAUACGGGUAUCCCUACUUGGCACUAGUUCUUAACUUUAGUCAGACAUGGGCCCUAUAUUGCCUUGUACAAUUCUAUUCUGUUAUUAAAGAUAAGUUGAAACCAAUCAAACCGUUGGCAAAGUUUCUAACUUUUAAGUCAAUUGUCUUCCUCACAUGGUGGCAAAGUGUGGCUGUUGCAUUUCUAUUUUAUGUGGGAGCUUUUAGGGGAUCCUUGGCUCAGGAGUUGAAAACACGUAUACAGGACUACAUCAUCUGUAUAGAGAUGGGCGUGGCUGCUGUUGUGCACCUUUAUGUCUUCCCAGCAGAACCUUACAAAAGGGGGGAGAGGUGUGUCCGUAAUGUAGCAGUGAUGACCGACUAUGCCUCGCUAGGAUCGCCACCAGACCCCGAGGAGGUUCGAGACUGUCAGCGCUCGACGAGAACAUGGCUGGGAGCUUAUGAGAGAGAAAAACCUAUGAAAUUUACCCAGAGUGUUCGGGACGUUGUUGUUGGAAGUGGUGAAAUUAUUGUCGAUGACAUGAUAUUUACAGUUUCUCAUGUGGUGGAGCCUGUUGAGAGGGGCAUUGCAAAGAUAAACAAAACCUUCCAUCAGAUAUCAGAAAAUGUGAAACGCCAUGAGCAGCGGACGCAAAUCGCCAAGGAUGAUUGUUACCUUGUUCCCUUGCGAUCACGAAUACCAGAAUUUUCUGACGUUCAUGAUAGUAUGGGUGAUGGAAGUUUCAGUGAUAGUGGCUUAUCCAGUGGAAAACGACAGUAUUCUCAAUCAAAAGCAGGAACCUCCAGAAGUAGAAGAUAGUGUUUUUUUAACAGUUCAGUGUAUAUAUAGUUACACACGAAUCGACGUGAAAUUUUAAACUACGUCGUUAUAUUUCGGUGAAAGUGCUGAAAUAUAAGUGUAUAUAUUUAACUUGAGGUGAUGGAUUGAGACACUGAAUAAUACCUGCUAUACGUGUAACAUAUCAUCAAGGUGUAUGCGUCAUGUGUAGUGCUCCUCGUAGAUGUUGAAGGAUUAUUAUAGGUUCCACUUCAAUUUUUUACAUUUAAUGAUGUUUGUUUUAGCUA